This is a messenger RNA of Scylla paramamosain (green mud crab), 6412 nucleotides long. Its product is annotated as mucin-2-like. Bases 1 to 5904 code for a protein of 1967 amino acids. The record is from RefSeq and is a predicted model, not a curated record. NCBI's taxonomy places the organism in Eukaryota, Metazoa, Arthropoda, Malacostraca, Decapoda, Portunidae. The transcript is spliced from 3 exons. Gene Ontology annotation, molecular function: serine-type endopeptidase activity. Gene Ontology annotation, biological process: proteolysis.
AUGCGGGGUGUGGCAGUACUAGUGGUGGUGGUGGUGGUGGCCUGCCUCUUGGGUUACUGCAACGCCUCGGCCACCAGGACAAAGCGCCAGCUGAGUGACUGCAAGGCGCCAAACUGUCCCGAGGCGAAAGGAACCUCGAACUUCAAAAGCAGCGGUGGUCUUGAAUCAGGCAAGCGCGGCUACAGGAAGGGCAAGAGUUCGUCACUGGAUGAAAAGGACAUCACGCCUACCACUAGGAAUGCAGGGAAAGAGGAACGGCCGCCACAGAGACAGUCAAAGAACAAAUGGAACUUCGCUUCUCUGUUCGGUAUCCAUACUACUACCACCACGGAGAACCCAGACACCUGCGGUACUAAAAUUCCUGAAGGGGCGGACGUGAAUCCUAUAAACAACAGUACUUUCAUCACUCGCUUUGGUAUCCCAGGCUUAAACACGACCAGCGCUACCAGGAACACUAAACCAGACCACGAGGAGAUCCCCAUACAGAAAAAAGACAAGAAUAAACCCCAAGGCAGGAAAACAAAAGGGAAAAAGGAAAUACACGAAAAAGACACGAAAGCGGAGGAAAAGAAUGAUAGACAAAAGAAAGAUACGGAACCAGAUAUAAAUGACAGGAGAAAGAAAGCGGUUGAAGACGAUGAUAUUAUGAUCAGUGAAGUGAAGAAUACGACAGUGACUACCGUACAAAUUUUGGAGGGUGUGAAGGAGCUGGGUAGUGUGUGUAAUAUGAGCCAUCCAUCUUGUAAACUCUGCGUGUCCUGUUUUGGAAAGGAAGUGAAGAAUAAUCCAACACUAGCCAAAUUCCUGGAUUUACUUAAGGUUAUUUGCGAAACGACUUGCUGCCACCCACCCAUUUCACCGCCCAUUCCAGGCCAGCCCAUCCCAUUACCUAUUCCAGGCCAACCCCAGCUUCCUUUCGACCCACCUCCCCUCGUCUUCCCACCCAUUCCAGAUCAAUCUCAGCCUCACCCCAUUCCAGGGCAGCCCAUUCCAGGUCAACCAAUCCAGCCAUACAUUCCAGGGCAAGCCAUUCCGGGUCAGCCAUUCCAGCCACGCAUUCCAAGUCAACCCAUUCAACCACCCAUUCCAGGUCCUAUUCCAGACCCUCCCAUUCCAGAUCGAGUCUAUCCAGCCCUCAUCUUUCUGCCACCCAUUCCAAGUGACAACCCUCAGAACCCCAUUCCGAGCCAGAUCUACCUACCACCUAUUCCAGAGAACACUUACCCAUCACCAAAGCCCAUUCCAGAACUUAUUUUCCCUCCAUCCAUUCCAGGCAUCUACCCACAAGGCAUUCCAGGACCUACAAGCCAAUCACCUAUUCCAGAUGGCACCUAUCCAUCACCCAUUCCAGCCAAUACCAUUUCAAAACCCAUUUCAGGCCUUAACGACCCAUCACCCAUUCCAGAUCUCACCUUCCCUCCACCCAUUCCAGAAAUUAGCUACCCACAGCCCAUUCCAGUCUACACCAACCCAUCCUCCACUUCAAACCUCACCCACCCAUCACCCAUUCCAGAUCUUAUCCUCUCACCCAUUCCAAACACUACCUACAUACAGUCCAUUCCAUCCCCAAACUACCCAUCACUAAUUCCAGGCUAUAACUACCCAUACCCCAUUCCAGGAUUAAACUACCCAUCACCCAUUCCAGCCCUUCCUUAUCUACAGCCCAUUCCUGAACUUAUUUCUCCCCCAUCCAUUCCAGACCAUUCCAAGCCUCCACCCAUUCCAGGAAACACUUACCAGCAUCCCAUUCCAGGCCUUACCAACCCACAACCCAUUCCUGAAAUUGUUUUCCCUCUACCGAUUCCAGAAAUUGGCUACCCACAUCCCAUUCCAGGCUACACCUAUCCCAUUCCUACUUCAAAUGUUACCAGCCCACCAUCACCCAUUCCGGAAUUUGUGUUUCCUCCACCUACUUCAGGGAACACCUACCCACAACCCAUUCCUAGCCAACCUUAUUCAUUUCCCAUUCCAAAACUUGUCUUCCCUCCACCCAUUCCAGGCCAAAUCUACCCAUCACCCAUUCCAGACACAACCAGCUCACCACCCAUUCCUGAACAUGCUUUCCCCUCACCCAUUCCAAGCAACACUAUUUCAAAACCCAUUCCAGGUCUUAUCUAUCCCAUUCCUGCUUCAAAUGUUACUAGUCCACCAUCACCCAUUCCUGAACUUGUCUUCCCUCCACCCAUUCCAGGCCAAAACUACCCAUCACCUAUUCCAGUCAUUCCUUACCAGCCCAUUCCAAUUCCAGAUAGUUCCCACCUGCAACCCAUUCCAGAAACAACGUCACUACCCAUUCCAGGAGCAUUCCCAUCACCCAUUCCAGGCAACACUUACCCUAUUCCCAUUCCAGGUCCCAUUCCAGGCUAUACCUAUCCUAUUCCUACUCCAAAUAUUACCAGCAAACCGUCACCCAUUCCCAUUUCUGAUCUUGUCUUCCCUCCACCCAUUCCUGGAGAAAUAUACCCAUUCCCCAUUCCAGAUCCAGGCAUCGAACCCCCCAUUCCAGAUCCUGCCUUUCGUCCCCCCAUUCCUGGAUUAACGUAUCUACCACCCAUUUCGAAUCUCACCACCCCAUUCCCUAUUCCCCAUAAUUACCCGUACCCCAUUCCAGUCCUUCCUUACUCACAACCCAUUCCUCUUCCCAUUCCUGGAUUAAACUACCCACAGCCCAUUCCAGACACAGCCACAACACCACCCAUUCCAGAACUUACUUUCCCCUCACCCAUUCCAGGCCAAACCUACCCAUCUCCCAUUCCAGGCCAAACCUACCCAUCACCCAUUCCAGGCCAAACCUACCCAUCACCCAUUCCAGGGCAGAACUACCCAUUCCCCAUUCCAGGCCAAACCUACCCAUCUCCCAUUCCAGGCCAAACCUACCCAUCACCCAUUCCAGGGCAGAACUACCCAUCCCCCAUUCCAGGGCAGACCUACCCAUCACCCAUUCCAGGCCAAACCUACCCAUCUCCCAUUCCAGGACAGAACUACCCAUCACCCAUUCCAGGCCAGACCUACCCAUCACCCAUUCCAGACACAAGCACCUCACCACACAUUCCAGGAGCAUUCCCUUCACCCAUUCCAAGCAACACAGUCUCAAAGCCCAUUCCAGGCCUUACUGACCCAUACCCCAUUCCAGAAGUCAGCCACCCACAGCCCAUUCCCGGUAACACCUAUCCCAUUCCCACUUCAAAUGUUACCACCCCACCAUCUCCCAUUCCAGAUCUUGUCUUCCCUCCACCCAUUCCAGGCCAAACCUACCCAUUCCCCAUUCCAGGCUUAAAUUACCCAUCUCCCAUUCCAGGCUAUAAAUACCCAUCUCCCAUUCCAGGCCAAACCUACCCAUUCCCUAUUCCAGGCCAAACUUACCCAUCUCCCAUUCCAGGCUUAAACUACCCAUCUCCCAUUCCAGGCUAUAAUUACCCAUCCCUAAUUCAACAGCCCAUUCCAAGUAAUACAAUAUCAAAGCCCAUUCCAGGCAUAAACAACUCCAUUCCCAUUCCAGAUCUUGCUCUCCCCCAACCCAUUCCAGAAAUCAGCUACCCACAGCCCAUUCCAGGCCAUUCCUAUCCAUCUCCCAUUCCAAACAUUACCAGCCCACCAUCACCCAUUCCUGAACUUGUCUUCCCUCCACCUAUUCCAGGGAAAACUUACCCAUCACCCAUUCCAGGCCAAACCUACCCAUUUCCCAUUCCAGGCCAAACCUAUCCAUCACCCAUUCCAGGCCAAACCUACCCAUCACCCAUUCCAGGCCAAACCUACCCAUUUCCCAUUCCAGGCCAAACCUACCCAUCACCCAUUCCAGGCCAAACCUACCCAUCACCCAUUCCAGGCCAAACCUACCCAUCACCCAUUCCAGGCUUAAAUUACCCAUCACCCAUUCCAGGCCAAACCUACCCAUCACCCAUUCCAGGCCAAACCUACCCAUCUCCCAUUCCAGGCCAAACCUACCCAUUACCCAUUCCAGGCCAAACCUACCCAUCACUCAUUCCAGGCCAAACCUACCCAUCACCCAUUCCAGGCCAAACCUACCCAUUUCCCAUUCCAGACCAAACCUACCCAUCACCCAUUCCAGGCCAAACCUACCCAUCACCCAUUCCAGACCAAACCUACCCAUCUCCCAUUCCAGACACAACCACCUCACUACCCAUUCCACAACUGACUUUCCCCUCACCCAUUCCAGAUCUUACCAAACCAUACCCCAUUCCGAACCUUGCCUUUCCCUCAGGUAUUCCAGAGAACACUACCCCACUGCCCAUUCCAGAGAAAACUGCCCCCCUGCCCAUUCCAAGCCACACCAUCUCAAAGCCCAUUCCAGGCCUUGACAACCCGAUUCCCAUUCCAGACCUCACUUUCCCCAGACCUAUUCCAGAAAUCAGCUACCCACAAGCCAUUCCAGACUAUUCCAGUGCAGAUAACACCUACCCAUCACCCAUUCCAGAUUCUAGUAACCCAUCACCCAUUCCAGAUCCAACUAACCCACCUCCCAUUCCAGAUGUUACCUAUCCAGCACCCAUUCCAGCCCUUGUCAGCCCACCACCCAUUCCAGACCUUAUAUUCCAGACACCCAUUCCUGAUCAACCAGUGAACAAACUCAGCCCUAUUCAUCUUUCAUUCCCACCCAUUCCAGGCCAGCUUGUCUUCACUCCCACUCCAGGUCUAUUCCAGCCUUCCAAUUCACCUGUUCAGCCCAUUCCAAAACUUACAUUCCAGCCCAUUCCAGACCAACAGAAUUCCCAGCUCAUUCCAGAACUUCCAUUUCAAUCAAUUCCAGACCAACAGAAUUCCCAGCCUAUUCCAGAACUUGCAUUCCAGCCCAUUCCAGACCAACAGAAUUCCCAGCUCAUUCCAGAACUUCCAUUUCAAUCAAUUCCAGACCAACAGAAUUCCCAGCCCAUUCCAAAACUUACAUUCCAGCCCAUUCCAGACCAACAGAAUUCCCAGCCCAUUCCAGAACUUGCAUUCCAGCCCAUUCCAGAACCUGACUCCCUUCACACUCGUCUGCAAUUCUCUCAUCCUCUUAUUUCAUCCCAGACUGAGGUAGGACCUUUAACUUCCCCUCCUAGCCUGUCUCCCUCUAGUCAGUCCACUGGUGCCCCCUUGCUCAGUGUGCUUAGCCAGUGUGGUAAGAUCAUCCCACAGGGCAGCGAACAGGGCCUUGCUACUAUGAAGAAGCUGGAAAAGUUCCCUUCGUUUGCCAGAAUCCUCAAGAAGCAGCCCCACAUUGGCAGCGUGGCGACGGUGUUGCUCUGUGGCGGGUCCCUCAUCCACCCGUCCCUGGUACUGACCGCUGCCCACUGCAUCGCCACAACACCCAGGACACAUCUGAGGGUGCAGCUCGGCGCGUGGAGUUCCCAGGGGGCGGGCAUGGCGCAGGACAGAGACGUGACAGCAACAGCAAUUCAUGACCAGUACAACAAGAAGACACUCAAGCAUGACAUCGCACUACUGCAGCUCAGCCAGCCUGCCACCCUGACUCCUGACGUGGGGCCUCUCUGUCUGGGGCAUGUCGUCAGCCCUGCCAAGUGUCUCGCCGUUAGCUACGCAGAAGGGGACGGACUAGGGACCAUGGAAAUACCAAUCUGGCAGAGUGGGAACUGCCAGAGUAAGCUUGGGAAGAUAGAAGUGGAGGGCCAGACUUUGUACCACCACUCCUUCAUCUGCACCAGUAGUCUGUUGACCUCCAGCAGGAGCACCACGCCCCACAACACCAUCAUGCCAUCGGACAAGAGCAGCGGGUCCCCGUUGCUCUGCCAGGACCCCAGCGACGGGACGUACUGGCAGGCUGGCGUCAUGGCAUUCGACAUUCCCUUCACCUCAGGCAUCACCGGCGUGUACGUCAACAUCAGCAAGGAGCAGGACUGGAUCAUCGACACGGCCCAGCAGCUCGUCACUCGGCUGUCUGGGUAGUGUGGUGGCUCGCUGGGCCGUGUGGUAGUCAGUAAGGAGCAAGACUCGUUAAUGCAAGUGAAGUACAGCCAUCCCUCGUUAGGCACAGUUUCAGUUUCCCCAGCUUCACUGUUCCAUGGAUUGCUACACAUCACAGAACCACAAAUUCAAAGAGGAGGUAGCAAUGAGAGGCAGCCUACCAGAGUACACUGCAUUUUUUAACCUUUUUGUAGUUAAUUGACAAACUUGUAAGAAUGUACAUGCAGUUUUUCAUCAUUUAAACAAGGCUUUUGGGGGUUCAAGAGUGUUCUUAAUAGGUACACUAAUUUUCCACGGAUUUCCCUUACUCAUGAGUGUGCCUGUUACUUGGCUGCUGUGGGUAACGAGGGAGUGCUGUACUGAACGAUGGAAGUACAUCUGUGUUAGGAGCAGUGAGGAGCCAACACAGCCCAGCAUUUCAUUACUUAUCUGGGAGCUCAUUUGACUCUUAACCAACACACGUCAGUCAGCGCGAGUAGUUACGAGGGUG